This is a messenger RNA of Acomys russatus (golden spiny mouse), 864 nucleotides long. It is a transcript of the gene Mrps18a, whose product is annotated as mitochondrial ribosomal protein S18A. Gene Ontology annotation, cellular component: ribosome; mitochondrial small ribosomal subunit. Gene Ontology annotation, biological process: mitochondrial translation. The record is from RefSeq and is a predicted model, not a curated record. Bases 43 to 633 code for a protein of 196 amino acids. NCBI's taxonomy places the organism in Eukaryota, Metazoa, Chordata, Mammalia, Rodentia, Muridae. Gene Ontology annotation, molecular function: small ribosomal subunit rRNA binding; structural constituent of ribosome. The transcript has 6 exons.
UCCGGAAGCGGAAGUGCACACAAGGUCAGGCGUGUUCCCAAGAUGGCGGCCCUCAGGGCUCUGCUGUCCGGCUGCGGGCGGCAGCUUCAAGGGUUCCUGACAGGUCCCGCCGCGACCGGCUGGUUUUGGCUUCCAGCCCGUGGGUUGAGAGAAGUGGUGGAGAUCCAAGAAGGGAAGACGACUGUAAUUGAAGGCCGAAUCACAGAAACUCCCAAGGCAACCCCAGAUCCCCCUAACCCCUCAGGACAGUGCCCCAUCUGCCGCUGGAACCUGAAGCACAAAUAUACCUAUGAGGAUGUGCUGCUGCUCAGUCAGUUCAUCCGGCCUCAUGGAGGCAUGCUGCCCCGGAGGGUCACAGGCUUAUGCCGGGAAGAACACCGAAAAAUCGAGGAGUGUGUGAAGAUGGCUCACCGAGCAGGUCUGUUCCCAGAUCAUAGGCCACGGCUUCCAGAAGGAUUCGUACCAAAGGAUAAACCCAAGUUCAACCGCUACCUGACUCGCUGGGCUCCCAGGUCCGUCAAGCCCAUCUACAAAAAAGGCCACCGUUGGAACAAGGUGGGUAUGGCCGUGGGGUCGCCACUCCUGAAAGACAAUGUCUGCUACUCCAGAAGACCCCUGAAGCUGAUGCAUUAAUGGGAGCGACACUGCUCAAGAUUCUGACUAGAGCCUUCUGGAUGAUGCACUUGCCUCCCACCAGAACCACUGCCCUCCACACACAGCGAGGGGACAAUGGGACUAAUUUCUGUUGCCUGGAUCUGCCCAGCCAUGGUACUGGCCACUGUGGUCUUCUGCCUGCCUUGGGCUGAGACUGGUCAGUGGCAAGAGUCUUACCCAAGGAAAUGUAAUAAAGCCAACUCUGGGUUC